CGUCUCUCAGUUCCUAUACUAAAGAUCUCCCAGGACACAUCUCUGAAGAUGAUGGUGUGGUCAAGUGUGGCUGUGACGGCUGCGCUGCUGGUGACGGUGGUGGCAGGAGAGGCACACAGACCGGUCUCCCUCGCUCGUUACAGGAGUCACAGUACACUCUACCCGAGGCCCAUCAAUGGUUUCACCACGACAGUGCACCAGCUACAAGAAGUGAUCACCUCGACUAAAUUCAUCCCACAGUACAUCACCAAAACCUUCCUAGAGACGACGACAGAGCACAUCACUCACUACAAACACACCAUAACGGAGCACGAAACCCACUUCAAGUACACCAAGACCCAGUACGAACCGUCACACGUCACCCACCUGCAGGAGUCCACUAUAACCGAAACUCACUAUAGGGAGACUGUGUGUAAUGGUUACUAUGGGAGAGGAGAACCGACCCGCCACCAUCUUACUGUCACCGUCACUGAGAAGUAUGAGAGUACAAAGACCAUGUGUCCUGCAAAUGGUUGGUAAGUGGUGAUACUGACGAAGGCGAUGCUGGGGAUGUUGAUUUAAUUGGUUCCUCCCGCCCUUCAGAGGGUCUCAAAUAUUUAUGGGUAUUUUUUUUUUUUAGUUUUUAAUUAAGGGAGAUUUAGAGUAGCUGUGGAAUUAUAGGUAAAACUGCUACUACUACUACUACUACUAUUACUGCUACUACUACUACUACGUCUUUCUUUAGACUAGAGAAAAAACACGACUAUUUGAGGAUCUAUAAAUUUUACAAACCACUUAUAUGUUUUUGUUAACUAAUCCAUUAUUUCUGGUUGUUGUCACUAGUAUGUGUUUUGUUUACUAUUUGCUGUACCCAUAAAUGUCCACUUAAUCCCUACCUCAUGUUCAUUGGUCACUUUAUUGUACACUUAACAUAAUUCCCUCAACACUUGGUAGUAUUUGGCAUUGAAGUAUCGUUGAGAAUUAUAGUGUGAGGAAGAUUAGAAUUUUUAAUGUAUAUUCAGGAAUUUCUUUAUAUUAUAGAGUUUUUUUUGUAUUCUUAACCUACUCAUCAUUCCAACCAGUGUAAUUAUCGUCGAAUAAAUUUACUGUACACCGAUGUAUUUGCAUGGUGAAUAAACAUGAAUAAAUUACUAUAUACAUAUAAA
Messenger RNA from Homarus americanus (American lobster), 1145 nucleotides. RefSeq lists its product as uncharacterized. The transcript has 3 exons. The record is from RefSeq and is a predicted model, not a curated record. NCBI's taxonomy places the organism in Eukaryota, Metazoa, Arthropoda, Malacostraca, Decapoda, Nephropidae. The coding region runs from base 49 to 519 and encodes 156 amino acids.